Molecule: messenger RNA, 760 nt
Organism: Pelodiscus sinensis (Chinese soft-shelled turtle)
Lineage: Eukaryota; Metazoa; Chordata; Testudines; Trionychidae
Source: RefSeq, a predicted model, not a curated record
CUAGAGGUGGAAUUGCCCGUCUUCGGGUUUGGCUUCAGGGCUGUGUGGGCGGGGCAAAGUUCUUCCCGGGCCGGGAUCCGAGCGGUUCUCGCGAGAGCUCUUCCUCUUCCUAGGCCGGCGCUGAGAAAGAAAGGCCAUGUUCAGUUCUAGCGCGAAGAUUGUGAAGCCCAAUGGCGAGAAGCCAGAUGAAUUUGAGUCUGGUAUUUCUCAGGCUCUUCUGGAGUUGGAGAUGAACUCUGACUUAAAAGCUCAGCUGAGAGAGUUGAACAUCACAGCAGCUAAGGAAAUUGAAGUAGGGGGUGGUAGAAAAGCAAUCAUAAUCUUUGUACCAGUUCCUCAGCUGAAAUCUUUCCAGAAGAUCCAGGUCCGACUAGUUCGUGAGCUGGAGAAAAAAUUCAGUGGCAAGCAUGUGGUGUUCAUUGCUCAGAGAAGGAUUUUGCCAAAACCAACAAGAAAAAGCCGUACAAAAAACAAGCAAAAACGUCCCAGGAGCCGUACGCUUACUGCAGUACAUGAUGCCAUUCUCGAAGAUCUGGUCUUCCCUAGUGAAAUUGUAGGCAAGAGAAUCCGCGUGAAACUGGACGGCAGCAGACUCAUAAAGGUCCAUUUGGACAAAGCACAACAGAACAAUGUUGAACACAAGGUGGAAACAUUUUCUGGUGUCUACAAGAAGCUCACGGGCAAAGAUGUUAUUUUUGAGUUCCCAGAAUUCCAGCUGUAAAGUACAAGAAUGACUGAAUAAACAGUUUAAUUGUUCAUA